CGUGUUGGCUCUCAGCCCGGCGGCUCAGUAAUAACCGUCCUGUGACAGCAGCAGCUGUUCACACAACCAGGCAGCAGCAGCUCGCAGCAACAUGAGCAGCUCCUGAAAACUUCUCCGAACCCGCCGGAGCUCCACCGCUCCGAGAGGAACCGCCGCCAUGUCCCCGCUGCAGCUGUCCGUCUACUGGCGGCUGUCCCUCCUCUUCUUCUUCACGCCGUUCCUCUUCUUCCUCGACGUUUUCACGGCAGCCGUCGCGGCCAGAACGUGUCGCCAUGAGAACGGCACUGAAUCAGCCGCGUCCCUGCGCGGGACGUUCCCGCCCAGGGAAGGGAGGAACCAAUCACAGCACGUAGAAGCUUCAGAACUGGAGGCUGAUUGGAGGACGGAUAGAUUACAGGAAGAAACAGUGUGCGGUUGGACAGACUGGUUGUCUUAUGGUCAGACUGCCUACAUGGUGGGAUUGCUGCUGGGAUCUCUGGUGGGAGGAGCCAUUUCAGACAGGUACGGGAAACGUCCGGUUCUGCUGGCGUGCGCCUGUCUGCACGCCUUCUGCGGCCUGCUGCCUGCCGUUUUUCCUCAGCCGCUCCUCUUCCUCGCCAUCCGCUGCCUGACGGCGGUUUGCUGCUGCUGCAUCAACAUCUGCGCCUUCAGCCUGGCCGUAGAGUGGACCCUCCCGGCCGCUCGCCUCUGGCCCCCCGCCUUCCUGCCGUUCUGCUUUAGCCUGGGAACGAUGGGCGGAGCGCCGCUGGCCUGGCUGAGCCCCACCUGGACAUACCUGCACCUGUGUCUGUCCCUGCCGCAGAUCGUCUGCCUGCCUCUCUACCUAUCCAUCCCAGAGUCCCCUCGCUGGCUGCUGCUGCAGAGGAGAAAGGAUGUUUUAGAGAGUUACCGUAGCAACAGCACCGCAGAUAAAAAGUGUCUGGACCUGCUGCUGGACGCCGCCUCCUCCGACCUGCAGAGAGCCGCCGAAGCUCAGGUGCCAACGGCUACCGCCGGCGGCCGCGGGCCGAGUGACCUCACCCACCUGAGGCACCCGACUAUCCUGCUGCGGCUGUUCAUCAUGAGCUACCUCAGCGCCGCCACCGCCCUGACCUACUACGGGAUCUGCCUGAACAUCGGCUCGUUCGGCGUUGGCGUUUACGCCGCCCAGUUCUUCUCCGGCCUGUCGGAGGCCCCCUGCCUGCUGGUCCCUUUGGUUCGGAUGGGGCGGCGGCUCAUCUGCAUGUUGGCUCUGUUCCUGAGCGGAAGCGCCUGCCUCGUAUCACUGCUGCUGUCCAGAUACCACGGAACGCCGGCGCUGGUCAUGAGUCUGGCUCUGCUGGGGAAGCUGUGCAUCCUGGCGGCGACCUUCAUCUCCGUCCUGUACUGCAUCGAGCUGUUUCCUACCGUGGUCAGACAGCGCUGCUUAUCUCUGGUCAACCUGUCGUACCGCCUCGGUUGUCUGGUCACCACCUUCGUACCGCCCAGCCCCACCGGCGCCAUCUCAUUGGCUGCGAUGGUGGUGUACAGCAGCGGACCAAUCGUAGGCUGCGGCCUGUGCCUCCUGCUCCCAGAAACCAGCGGGGUGCCGCUUCCCGACUCGUUGGAGGACUGCAACAGGCAGCCCAAGAACCAAGCGGCCAGCUUCAGCGCCCUCUGGAGGCCACGGAAAACCAAGACCACAGAGAUUCCUCCACCAGAGAAGGUCGACGUCCAGACACCAGACGCACCGUUCCUUUAACGAGGAAAACGAUUGUCUGUGUUGGAUUCUACCUUAGGAUCAAACGGUUGGGUUCUUCUGAGGAAACAGAAGACUUGGUGUUUAUUGCUGAAAUGAACGGAUCUGAACAAACAGUCUGCUGGUUCGUCUGCAGCCCGGAUCCGGUUCCACUGACAGAACCUCAUUCCUAAACACGGUCCGGUCCGGACUCAUGGAGACCUGAACACUAUGGAAACAACUAAACUGGUGGAACUGCGCCCCCAACUGGUCAAAAUAUAAAGUGGGCGCAUCAGGAUAUUUCAAUCAUGUUUAUAGUUUGAGCCGUGAUUUAAUUUGUGUUCUUUCUAGUGUUUUGGUUAAAAAAA
This is a messenger RNA of Cyprinodon tularosa, 2064 nucleotides long. Its product is annotated as solute carrier family 22 member 13. Gene Ontology annotation, biological process: transmembrane transport. Gene Ontology annotation, molecular function: transmembrane transporter activity. The record is from RefSeq and is a predicted model, not a curated record. The transcript has 10 exons. Bases 158 to 1720 code for a protein of 520 amino acids. Lineage: Eukaryota; Metazoa; Chordata; Actinopteri; Cyprinodontiformes; Cyprinodontidae.